Molecule: messenger RNA, 3200 nt
Organism: Biomphalaria glabrata
Lineage: Eukaryota; Metazoa; Mollusca; Gastropoda; Planorbidae
Exons: 13
Coding region: 188-2191 (667 amino acids)
Source: RefSeq, a predicted model, not a curated record
AAUUAGAUCUAGCUAGAUUUAAGUCUAUCUAGAUCUUUAUUAUAUAUACUAGAUUCCAGAAUAAUGUAAUCUGAUAAGGAAAUCUUUCAGAAACUUUGCAUUACAUUCUACUAAUUUAAAUCUAGACACAUUAUUUAGAUCUCAUUUAUUUAGAUCUAGAAUUUUAUAAUAAAAUAAAUUAUUAUAAAUGCCUCAAGAAAGAGGGCAACGUAGAAAACACAGCAGAUCUUUAUCUCCUGUACCGAACAAACGAAGUUGGCAAAAUGAUGGUGCCACUAAUUUGGGUGUUGAUGCUCGAAGAGCACAGCGACCCAGAUCUCCACAGAGAAGAGAUAGAAAGCAUUUUAAGUCACCUCCCAAAUUUCAUGAUCGCAAAGAUUAUCGCCCUUCCUCAUCUGGUGACUACAAGAGUAGAUUAUCGCCUCACAACCUGAAAAGGGCUAGGUCCCCAUUCACUGGUCAAGGUCAGGCACCCACAUAUUCAAGAAAUAAUUCAUUGCCCCAUGCUAGAGAUCAUUCCCACAAAGACCACAGGUCAAAUAAUCGUGAUGAAAGGUCACAUUCUCGACUACCUCCAAGGCCAUCUUCUCCUAGGCCAGUAUCUAAACCUUCCAACAACAGAGAUAAACACAAUGACCAGUUUCCUAAAAGUACACAGGGCAGUGAUAUAGGGGAUAAAAAGAAACACCGAACAUCAUCUAGCCCACCUCCCAAACGAAACAGGAGUGCAACUCCCAUCGGGGCUCAAGUGCUCAAAAAAGCUGAAACAAGCACACAGCAGAAAAUUUCAACCGAGAGGAAAGUGAGCUCUUCAGGGAAAAAGAAAACGUCGCGUAUCACUCUUCACAAGAGGUUCACAUUGGAAGAUCAAGAGCCAUUUGAGCUGGAGGAAAAUGUUACCAUUGCUAUUUUACGCAAUCCCAAUGCAGAACCUUCAGAAGAUGUAACUGUCAAGAAAGUUUUUGAUGCUUCGCUCUUCAAAAUGGUUCACAAGAAAAAUGAAGGUAAAAAACCAAUCUUUGAUCGAGAGGAAAUAAAAGUGUGGCGUCAUGAUGAGAACCUUACGGAUGAUCCAGAUUUUGAACGCCGUCUGGUGAGAGUUAAAUCUACUUCCUCUGGAGCUAAGGCUGCUUCUGACAGUCUUUCAAGGAUGUCACCAGAUGUGAUUAGGAAAGCUUUUGGACUUCAUAUUGGUGUUAGCUCUGGGAGUAAAUCUCCUCACAGAAAUAGGGAACCACAGAUAAGAUUGGAUCCAAAGCCUGAUCCCAGAUAUGAAUCAAAGUUCAAGGAACAGUUGGAGAGAGAGGAGAUGAGGAACAGAAAGAGGGGGGAUGAAAAGUUUGGUGCAUCUGAGAAGAGAGGAAAUAAGAUGGAGAUGUUUGAUAGGAGGAGUGAUAGAGGCAUAGAAGAGACAUAUGAUCUGCGCCAUGCUCUGGAGAGGAGGCGCAGUGAUAGGGGAGAGGGCAGUGGAUUUAGAAUAGAAGUACAGCAUGGCGACACAGAGCCUGGCACUGAGCUGUACUACAGGGAGGAUAAUUCUAGACAGUUUGCUCCCUCAUCAGGGUCCAGAAAUGUGGUGUUUGAUCAGGAGAAGGACACCCGGAGAUUUAGUAGUAUAGACAGGGAGUCAAGCUGGGAUAAUGACAGGCGCACCGUCAGACGAAGAGGGCGUGGUGGCAUGGGUAGAGGAAGGAGACGUGCUUGGAGUCCUGAGAGAGAUGUUCUUGAUGGAGACAUGAGACGGAAUGAAAUGAGGGAAAGGCGACCAAGAUACAGUGUUAGUCCAUCUAGAGCUUGGCGAGGAGGAUUUAGAGGCCGUGGUCGUGGACGAGGCAGAGAGUUUCUACCUGUUGAUCAAGACGUUAUAUCUCCUUCUAACAUAGAUGAUUCUUUCAAGUAUACACAGCAUGAUGACAGAGACUUGUCUCCCAAGCCAUUCAGAGGAAGAGGCCGGGGCAGAUUUCCAUCUAGGAAUUUUGGGAGUAGCAACUUCCGCAUGAUUAACCGUGGAGGGUUCCGUGGCAAUGGUGGCGGACGAGGUUUCAGGGGUGGAUACAAGGGAGGAUUUGGCCCAGACAGAAGGUCAGUGGAAAGGCGCCCCACAAGUCUUGACAGGGAGUGGAAACAUGACAUGUAUGAUAGCUUACAGACUGAAGAGGAACAACCCCACAGCACGACACUUGUUAACUAAGACACAGUUGGAUUAAGUUCGGCUCUAGUACCAAUCAUGUCUGCCUCUCACUCUAACACAUAAACAUGGUUUGCUUGUUAUUGAGUGCAGAUUUGUUUCAAUUCAGGAUGUUGCUUCCAUUUGGAAUAAAAUUUACAAUAAAUCCAUUUUUCUAUUAGAUGACAGGCAAUCUGUGUUUCUCAGGAAGUGGCAUAAACUGAAUGCUAAAAAUCUUGUAUGCUUUUUUUUCCUUCAAUCAAAAUCAAUGUCACAAUAAUUUCUCUUCCCAUGCAAAAAUAAAUUUUAAAAAAAUUUGAUUGAUUUUUAUUUACAAGUCAAGAGUGUUGGAAAUGUCCAGCUUUUUAAAACAAGUAUUUUUUUAAAUUAAAAAUAAAUUACAAUAAGUACUCUAGUGGUGAACUUUCCUUUAAGAUGUGCAUCUAAAAUGAGCACAUCAUUCUCUUGAAUCAUCAUCCUAAAAUCAUAAAAUGGUAACAUCCUACCCUCCUCUGGGAUUCUUACAUUUUGUACAUAAUCAUUUUAAAUUGAAAUGUUUUGAAUGUUCAAGUUUAGGAAUGGGAAAAACUCAAGUAAUUAUUUGUCUAAUAAAAAGUAUAAUGUGAAUAUAGCUUGCUAUUGUAUAAUAAACCAUUCGUUCUGUAGAUGAUUACCAAGAUAAAAUAAAACUUGUUAGUGAGCACAUAUUUUAAAUAACUUGUUGAAUGUAAUAUGAAUGGUGUUUAAAAAUUUUCAUUUGAUUUAUAGCUUUGGACUAAUAGGUUCUUUAAUCAUUACAGCUUUGUAUAAGAAGACAGUGAAUGAUGGGUGUAUACUUCUGUUACACAUUUCUUUGUAUUUUUGGUAGAAUGCUGCAUGUCUGUUGUGUGAAAAUGUUACACUUUGAGUAUGUGCAUGUGAGUGAUUGGAGAGGAUUUGUCUACAGUUAUGGCUAAGUUUUACUUUUAAAAAAAAAUAUGCUUCUAAUAUCAUGGGUCAAAGUUCAAGCAUUAAAUGUUAUAUCUUUCUUUUA